Messenger RNA from Adineta steineri, 1008 nucleotides. The record is from the annotation of a GenBank genome assembly. Lineage: Eukaryota; Metazoa; Rotifera; Eurotatoria; Adinetida; Adinetidae.
AUGUCUUCGCCAGGUCUACAAGAUACUACUAAAAAGGAUAACCCAAUCGUUCAUUCUACAGCAAGUUCUAAGAAUCAAACUGAAGUUAAAGCUAAAAGUACUGUUACAGAACUCAAAGAUCAAACUAAAAUUUGUUCUUAUGAUCCUCAAAUAGUCGAAGACGCUUACGUUCCAUCAGUCCAAAGUACACAAUUGCAUAAACAAGAUGAAAUAGCUUCACUUUCUUACUGUAGUCGCUUAUUAAACACUAUGAAAGAGAAUGGUAUUAUUUGUCAACCUGUUUACAAUGGUAAUGAGACAGUACUUCAAGUCCAAGAAUCUCAAUCAAAAGUAAUUAUAUGUACUGGACUUUCAGAGCAAGAUAAAUCAUCAGGAACAUGUCAAUGUAAUAAAUAUUUUCCUCCUCAAUUUCAAAUGUUAGGGAGUUCAUGUCAUUUUUGUUAUCAUUCAAUUUUAUUACAUCGAGUGAAGCCUGAACUUGAGAAAAUUGUAUUUGAUGAUACUAAAACUGAAUCUGAACAAAAUGAAUAUAAAUAUUGGUUUGAUAAAUUUAUUGAAUUACAACGAUUAUACUGUUAUACAGAUAAAAAUUUGCCAUUUGAUAAUAACCUGUUUAUUGAGAUUUAUGAUAAAUCACGUCAAGCAUCAUUAAGUUUUAUUCAAAGUCCUAAUUAUAGAUAUGUUUUAAUCAAGUACACAUAUGCUGGUGUAUAUGACGAAGGAGAAAGUUUAUAUGAAACAAAAUAUCGUAUUAUUAGUUUAGAAACAAUGCUAUCAGUCAAAGUAGAUGAAGAUUUAAAUCAUUCAUGGUCUUAUUUUCGAGAUGGUGAUCAAAUGGAACAUGGCUUUCGAACUAUUGCAUGGGAUUUAAACAGAUCAGCAACAUUAAUUGCAACGUAUGUUGAAAAUCUAGAUGUAAUCAAUGACAGAUCAUAUCCAUCAUUUAUUAAGAAGGUUGUAAACAUCGAAUGCCCAGAUACCAAUGACAAUAGUAUAGCAGCAACUUAA